GGUAAAGACAAUUACGUGUCUGUGUUUACUUUGCUGAUGCUUGUUUAUAGCCACAGAGGAAACUAAAAGUCAGUCCCUCUGGUGUUCCUUUGCUAUCCUGUGUCCAAUUUACAUUUUUGAUGCAAAGGAUCUGAUGUAACUUGGUGUAAUUAACAUUUCUUGGCUUCAUUAUAAUCAGAAGAAAGGUCAUUGUUGCUGAAAAGCCAGAGUGUGGAGCUAAGAUGAAGUCCUGCCUUUAUCGAACUGAACCUGACUGAGCAGAGCCGAGUCUCAUUCACGUCUUCAGAUCUGUCUCCAUCCAGCCAUCUAUCCAUCUGUCUGUGCUGAGGAGAAAUGGAGCUUUGGCCGCUUCAGGUCUCACUUGAAAGCCCCAGAGAUUCAGACCAACCCUUGUCAACCAGUCACAGAUCCAGCUCUGUUAACGGCACCAGGGAGCCUGACGGUGUCACCUUCAUCAUCAUCCAGGGCCUCUCCAGCCUCGGUGAAAGACAGAUGAUCCCAUUUGUCAUCCUGCUGCUGGGUUACAUCAUCAUCCUGGGAGGAAACAGCAUGAUCAUCUUUGUGACACUGACUGAUCCAAAGCUCCACUCUCCCAUGUAUUUCUUCCUCUGCCACCUCUCCUUGGUGGACAUGCUCUUCACCACCUCUACCAUCCCCAAAAUGCUGGCUGGCUUCCUGGCAGAUGUGUCAACCAUCUCAGUCCCAGGCUGCUUCCUGCAAAUGUUUUUCUUCACUCAGCUAACCUUUACUGGUCAUGCCAUCCUGGCAGUCAUGGCGUACGACCGCUACGUGGCCAUCUGCCACCCUCUGCACUACAUCUCCAUCAUGACCUGGCAGGUCCAGCUGCUCCUUGUAGCAGGAGCCUGGGGCUUUGGCAUCUUCACUAUGUUGCCAUACUUCAUAUAUGCUUUACUCCGACCUUACUGUGGCCCAAAUGUGGUCAAACAUGCCUGGUGUGACCCGUCAUCUAUAAGGCAACUGGUCUGUGCUGACACCUCAGUGGAUAACAUUGUGGGCCUUGUCACUGCCGCUCUGUCUCUACUGAUCCCAGGAGUCCUCAUCCUGACCUCCUAUGUCCUGAUUGGCAUUUCAGUAUCAAAGAUGGGUGUUGCUCAGAGGCUGAAGGCCUUCAGGACAUGUGCUGCCCACUUGACUGUGGUGUCCAUCUCUUUCACCUCAGUUGCCUUUGUGUACAUCUCCUAUCGUGUGAGAAGCUUCUCACCAGAGGUUCGUAUCAUUGUAGCUGUGCUGUACGCCGCUCUGACUCCUUUCCUGAACCCAGUGGGUGGACUGCUCUUCCUAAAGUCCACAGUCAUCUCCAGUGUUUUGAGCAUGUUCAACUCCAGGUUGUUGCGACCACAGGACCAUCUGUUCAACCUCCCAUCUGUAGGCUGA
Monopterus albus (swamp eel) is the source of this 1395-nucleotide messenger RNA. RefSeq names its product olfactory receptor 142-like. Gene Ontology annotation, cellular component: membrane. NCBI's taxonomy places the organism in Eukaryota, Metazoa, Chordata, Actinopteri, Synbranchiformes, Synbranchidae. The coding region runs from base 334 to 1395 and encodes 353 amino acids. Gene Ontology annotation, molecular function: olfactory receptor activity; G protein-coupled receptor activity. The transcript is spliced from 6 exons. Gene Ontology annotation, biological process: G protein-coupled receptor signaling pathway. The record is from RefSeq and is a predicted model, not a curated record.